GCCUCAUAGAAUAAUUAAAAAAACAAUUCUCCCGGUGCUAUCAAUUUGACAUUUAAUUUUAUAAUAAUAAUGAUUUUUAAUCAGUUAAAUAAAAAUUAUAUAAGAAACUUGAGUGAGAAGAUAUCUACAUGCCCUUCCUUACUUUUUAUUUAACAAGUACAAGUGAGGAAAUGGACACUUUUUGUAGGUUUUGGGAAUAUAAUUCCAUAAUUCUGGUUUCCCGAGAUGUAUUAUAGAAUCCAAUUUUCUAUGUGAAAAAUAUGAUAUUUGGAUUAUAUUAUUUUCCCGCAAUUGGACGUCGUACGUUAUUGGCAGUGCCGCUCCCAAUGGCUCGUUACCUCUCUCUUUUCAUUCAUCACCUUGUACUCUUACUCCACUCCACACAAUCCCGCACUUAACUUCACAUCUCCUCAGCAUUCACCACAAUCAGCUGGUUAUUGAGUACCGGGAACCCACGAAACCGAAUCCCUUUAAAAUUCAUCAUGAUUUUAAACACCUGCAUAUCAAGCAGUUGAUUGACACACGAGAGACACCAACGAAAAUCUGCACCGAGGUGAUAGCAUUGUCAUUGAGGAUUUUUGUUAAUAGAGGAACAAAAUGUUCGGCAAUGUCAAUAAGGAUUUGGUGCCUAUAAAGGCGCAUUACUUCCUUUACAAUGCAGCAACGGGACCAAUAGUACCAUUCCUCCCCACAAUCGCAAAACAACUGGGUUUCUCCGGUUUCCUCGUGGGAUCGAUAUACACGAUUCUCCCAAUAUCAGGCCUAAUAGCAAAACCUCUGUUCGGUGGCCUGGCAGAUCGAUUUCGCCUGCACAAAAUUUUUUUCCUCCUGUUUCAAGCGAUACUCGCCAUAGCAUUCUUCUCGAUAUACUUCAUCCCUCCCGUCGAAUUGAAGACACAAUCAGUACAAGCCGACGUGAUAUUAAAAUGCGACAAUGCAGCUGUCUUUCUCGAGGUCUGUUCGAGUACCGGAUUCACCAAUGAGACACUCAAUAAUGUCAUCGAUCAUGGAGAUCCUAAAACAAAAUGCAGACUUUCCUGUGAAUCGUCAGAGAAAUUGUACAAAGAGCUGUGUAAUUUGAAUGUCACGGAAUACUGUCCCAAGGUGGAUCAUCCAGAUGUUUUGAAAGAGCGAAUUAAUUUCACAGCCAUGUUCAACAUGAACAGGAAUGUUGACCUGAUGAGAUGUGUGGACAUAAGACUGAGGAAUGCCACGUUUUCUUUAAAGGAGCAUUACAAUGUUUCAAAACUUUACUGCAAUAAUUUGGUGAGAACAUCUUGUGUGGCUAGUUGUCCAGGGGUCACAGUCAUGGAGGCAUUACUUCGAGAAGCUCAUGCUGCAUCUUCUAGAGUUGAUGAAGACACGGGGGAUCAAACGACGUAUCAGUUCCAUCUGUUUCUGUGGGCUGCUAUCAUCAGUUGGGUGGGGAUGGCUGUCGUUGUCAGCAUUGCUGAUGCUAUUUGCUUUGAUCUUCUGGGUGAUGAGCGCCGAAAAGAAUAUGGAAAACAGAAAAUGUGGGGUAGCAUUGGCUUUGGUAUAUUCGGUAUAAGCGCUGGAUACCUUGUUGACGUAUUCAGCCGUGGCCAAGGUGUCAAAGACUAUACAUGCAUUUUUUACAUAAUGCUGAUCGCGAUGAUAUUUGAUAUGAUCGUCUCCGCAACACUAAAGAAGAAAACUGUAGAAUACACAGAUCAUGAUCCCUCGGUUUUGUGGGAACUAGGGUCAGUGGCGAGAGAGGGACGAGUCCUAGUAUUCGCAUUCUGGUGUAUCGGUGCUGGAAUGUGCACUGGAGUAGUUUGGAAUUUUUUGUUCUGGUACACUGAGGAUAUCGUGAAGAACGAUACUGAAUGGUUGAAAACCAUUCAAGGCUUAAUCACAGGAGUACAAUGCUUCUUGGGCGAGUUACCAUUCAAUUUUAUAUCUGGUAGAGUACUCAAAAAAUUGGGGCAUAUCAAUGUCAUGAGUCUAGUUCUUCUCUUUUAUGCUGUUAGAUUUAUGGCUUAUAGUCUUGUCAGGAAUGUGUGGGCAUUUUUGAUCAUUGAAAUACUCCACGGGCCUACGUUGGGUCUCUGUUGGCCAACAAUGGUGUCUUAUGGUGAGAAAGUUGCACCCUCGGGUACACGAGCAACUAUGCAGGGUUUUGUAGGGGCUGUUUUUGAGGGCCUAGGUGUUUCAUCAGGGAGUUUAAUCUGCGGUUGGUUGAUCAGUUCAUAUGGUGGAAUCGUCACCUUCCGGGUGUUUUCCAUUGGUGCCUUAGUGUGGCUCACCAUUUACUGGAUCCUCCAGUUAUUACUGCAAAAAGCCAAAGCUUACCCCCUCCACCAGGGUCACAGUCACCUUGCGAGUUAUGCCGCACCUAACGAUGCCAUUCUCAUGACCAUGAGCCAAGAACUCCAAACUUAUUGAAUCUCUGAACGAACAGUGGAAAGAAUUGUCCGAGAUUUUUAUGUUGAUCAAAUGGUGCUUUACCUUAAUCAAUGCCAAGUAAUGAUCAGUCCAUAGAAAUUAUUUUUAUUUUAUUUUCCGCUGAGACGAUUCAGGAGGCGAAUGUUUAGAAAAUGUAGUCACGUAAUUCGAGGACUGAUGACUUAUGCCUAGAGCAGGAAUGAUUUUAGGAAUAAUUUUCAGUUUUUUUUUCAAGAGAAUGAAGUGAGAGCUGUAACCGUUUAUAUUGAAAUUUCGUUAUCUGUUGAUCUAGAAUUAUUCCCCAGAAACUAGUGUCACGUUCCUUAUCUAAUUUUACUGCUUCAUUAGGAAUUCGUAGAAUUCAAUGAAGUGUUCUUCCUUCUCGACCACAUGCUUCUUUAUGCAUUUUUGUUUCUAUGAUGAACGAGUGAAAUGGAAAAAAUAACAGUGAACGAAAAAAUUUUAGAAUCUCGUGAGUUCUACGUUCAAAGUGGUACCUUUUUCGUAAUUAUGUAAAUAUGUUGGCAAUAAUUGUGCAAUGAUUGUAGAGAAUUGUCUCUAUGAAACAGUCUGAGUGAUAAUCAUUUUCUUGUCAUUCUUUCUCCCGAAAUCAUUGUUUCACACAAUGAUUUAUUUUUUAAUCAAAACAUUUUCCACUGAUUUGCUUUAUUCAUGCACAUGAAUUUAACUUGAAAAUGAAGGGAGAUAGUCUUGAGUGAAUCCCAACCUGGACUGAACAAAAUCGCGCAUAUUUGUCAAUUGUAUUUUCCCAGUGUGAUAUGUAAACAAAUCUUAUACUUAGUUGUUCAGUAUUAAAAAAUAAGGAAUUUGAA
Messenger RNA from Fopius arisanus, 3239 nucleotides. RefSeq names its product Sugar baby (gene Sugb). The record is from RefSeq and is a predicted model, not a curated record. Gene Ontology annotation, molecular function: transmembrane transporter activity. Gene Ontology annotation, cellular component: membrane. The transcript has 8 exons. Bases 598 to 2406 code for a protein of 602 amino acids. NCBI's taxonomy places the organism in Eukaryota, Metazoa, Arthropoda, Insecta, Hymenoptera, Braconidae.